Molecule: messenger RNA, 1083 nt
Organism: Yarrowia lipolytica CLIB122
Lineage: Eukaryota; Fungi; Ascomycota; Dipodascomycetes; Dipodascales
Biological process (GO): L-homoserine biosynthetic process; aspartate family amino acid biosynthetic process
Molecular function (GO): homoserine dehydrogenase activity; aspartate kinase activity; NADP binding
Source: RefSeq, a predicted model, not a curated record
AUGUCCAAGGCUGUUAACAUUGCUAUUAUCGGAACCGGCCUUGUCGGAAAGGCCUUCAUCAACCAGCUUGCCGCCGUCAAAUCCUCCAUUGCCUACAAUGUCGUUCUCAUCGCUCGAUCUUCUAAGACCCUCAUCUCCAAGGACUUCAAGCCCCUCUCCCUGACCAACUGGGAGUCCGAGCUCAACUCCUCCCCCGUCGGAGCCAUGUCUUUCACCGAGAUCAACGACUUCCUCAAGAAGUCUCCUCUGCCCGUCAUUCUGGUUGACAACACCUCCAACGAGGCCCUGGCCAACGAGUACCCUACUUUUGUCAACUCUGGUAUCUCCAUUGCCACCCCCAACAAGAAGGCCUUCUCCUCCGAUCUUAAGACCUGGGAGGCCAUCUUCGGCGGCGCUGAGAAGUCCGGCGCUCUUGUCUACCAUGAGGCUACUGUCGGUGCCGGUCUGCCCGUCAUCUCUACCCUCAAUGACCUCAUUGCCACCGGUGACGAGGUCGAGACCGUCGAGGGUAUUGUUUCCGGAACUCUGUCUUACAUCUUCAACGAGUUCUCCACCCUCUCUGGCUCUGACGUUAAGUUCUCCGACGUUGUCACCAAGGCCAAGCAGCUCGGAUACACCGAGCCCGAUCCCCGAGAGGAUCUCAAUGGUCUGGAUGUCGCCCGAAAGGUCACCAUUCUGGCUCGACUCUCUGGCUUCGACGUGGAGUCUCCCACUGCCUUCCCUGUUCAGUCCCUGAUUCCCAAGCCCCUCGAGACUGCCUCUUCCGCCGAUGAGUUCCUCCAGAAGCUCCCCGAGUAUGACGCCGACCUUGCUAAGCUUCGAGACGAGGCUUUCGCCGAGAAGAAGGUUCUCCGAUUCGUCGGUUCCAUCAACAAGGGCACCGGCAAGGUCGAGGUUGGUAUUCAGAAGUACGAUGCCUCUCAUCCCUUUGCCUCCCUCAAGGGCUCCGAUAACAUUAUCGCCUUCAAGACCAAGCGAUACCCCAACCCUCUGGUCAUCCAGGGAGCUGGUGCUGGAGACGAGGUCACUGCUGCUGGUGUUCUUGCCGACGUUUUCAAGGCUGCCCAGCGACUUGCCAAAUAG